Molecule: messenger RNA, 2230 nt
Organism: Populus trichocarpa (black cottonwood)
Lineage: Eukaryota; Viridiplantae; Streptophyta; Magnoliopsida; Malpighiales; Salicaceae
Product: disease resistance protein At4g27190-like
Exons: 4
Coding region: 378-2015 (545 amino acids)
Biological process (GO): defense response to other organism
Molecular function (GO): ADP binding
Source: RefSeq, a predicted model, not a curated record
GGCAUCAGAGCAGGAAAUAUCCUAACAGAUUUACGCCUUCCUCCUUCUCCCCUUGCCCGGCGCCUCCUCCUCUUCUGCCGAUUACGGCUGCAGUAUUUUGGUUCUUCACUCUUGCGUUCUCUGCUCCCUCUUCUUCUCCUUGAUACUAUCUUCCUCCUGGAGCAUACUCCAGCAGCAUACUGCACUCUUGAAAGCAGUAACAUACUCUAGUGAACAAACAACAGUCCCCUCUGCAAAAAUAACACUGCUGCAGAUUCAUUCCAGCAGCAACUCUCCGUUUCCUCCAGCUUCAACUUUGGGGUGCGUCCACACGUUACCUCACUCAACAAUUAGCUUCAGAUUCUUUUGAAUCCAGGGCCAAAGAAGAAAGCGGUGAAAUGACUAGACCGAAUGAUCCAUUUUGGGAUCAUGUUGAGAAGCUGGAUGAUGGUCGUUUCAACUGUAAAUUUUGUGGCUAUAAAUUUGCUGCUGCUGCUUCCGUUACGAUGAUCAAAUGGCAUUUGUCAGGAGUCCAAGGGCGUGGUGUUACAAUUUGUAGACAAGUGCAGAAUCUGAAGAGAGGUAGCUCUCUUGAGAGGCCAUCAAUUAAUCAAGCCGACGAGCCUCGAGGAGAUUCAUCCCCGCCAAAGGAUCUAUUGUGUCUUGGCCUUGGAAGUUAUCAUGAUCAACUCUGUUCUCCAUCUGCAAAAAACGAUGUCAUUAUGGAUGAUGUGCAGAACAUAUUUAGAGAGAAAACAGAACCAGUAGCUAGUAUGUUGGAGCAAAGCUAUGCAAUACUUAAUAAAUUGGCAGGUGAUGAUGGAAGGAUACAAGUGGGAGUUCAGGCCAUCGAACAAGGUGCAGAGGAAGAGUUAAUUUGUUCGCAUCCAGAAGCAGGAAGUGGCAUGGAAAACACCUGUGAAGGAUUUAUUCAGCAUGUUGACAGAAAUGUCUCCCCAGAACGAGCUAGAUUAAUGGAGAACAGUAGUGGAAGAUUAGUGCAGUCCAGCACAAGUGCCAGCUCUACAAAGCUAGUGGGUCGAGCAUUUGAACAGAAUAUAAAGGUGAUACGGUCUUGGUUAAUGGAUGAUGAAAUCUCAACCAUUGGCAUUUAUGGAAUGGGAGGAGUUGGUAAAACGACAUUGCUGCAACAUAUCCGCAAUGAGCUUCUAGAAAGACAAGAUAUUUCUCGUAGUGUUUACUGGGUGAAUGUGCCUCAAGGUUUCAAGAUUGAAGAAUUGCAAGAUCUUAUUGCUAAAUAUCUUCAUUUAGAUCUUUCAAGCAAAGAUGAUGAUCUGUCUAGAGCUGUCAAACUGGCAAAAGAACUAGCAAAGAAACAAAAAUGGAUUCUCAUUUUAGAUGAUUUGUGGAACUCUUUUGAGCCACAAGAAGUGGGGAUUCCUAUCCCAUUGGAAGGAUCCAAGCUCAUUAUGACAACUCGAUCAGAAAUGGUUUGUCGUCAGAUGAAUAGCCGAAACAAUAUAAGAGUGGAUGCUCUUUCUGAUGAAGAAUCUUGGACCUUGUUCACGGAGAGGCUUGGACAAGACAUACCACUUUCUCCAGAAGUGGAACGAAUUGUUGUAGAUGUUGCAAGGGAAUGUGCUGGUUUGCCUUUGGGAAUUGUUACAUUAGCAGCAAGUUUGAAGGGAAUCGAUGACCUACAUGAGUGGAGGACUACAUUGAAGAGAUUGAAAGAAUCAAAUUUUUGGGACAUGGAAGAUCAAAUAUUCCAGAUAUUAAGAUUGAGUUAUGAUUGUUUAGAUGAUUCAGCACAACAAUGUUUUGUAUAUUGUGCAUUAUUUGAUGAACGUCAUAAGAUUGAAAGGGAGGUGUUGAUAGAUUAUUUCAUCGAGGAGGGGAUAAUUAAAGAAAUGAGUAGGCAAGCAGCACUUGACAAGGGCCACUCAAUUCUUGAUAGACUAGAAAAUAUCUGCUUAUUGGAAAGAAUUGAUGGUGGUAGUGCUGUCAAGAUGCAUGACUUGCUUAGGGACAUGGCCAUCCAAAUACUGGAUGAGUACUCUCUAGUCAUGGGUUAAAGAAGAAGAAGAUGAUGAAAUCAGGAUAGACUUUGCUGAUGACAAACUUAAUUCUAGAGAUUGCAUCUAUAGUUUUUUAUCAAUUGGGUUCUGCAUGGAUAUGCUCGUCAGAAAAAAGAUAAUCCAAUCAAGAUGUGUCAUUUUCUUAUUAUAUAUGUGUGGUGAUUUCAAAAUUAAUCAAAAAGUGGAGUGCUUUGCAAUGGUGUUUUCUUUGA